This is a messenger RNA of Alnus glutinosa, 1549 nucleotides long. Its product is annotated as thaumatin-like protein 1. The coding region runs from base 376 to 1368 and encodes 330 amino acids. Gene Ontology annotation, cellular component: extracellular region. NCBI's taxonomy places the organism in Eukaryota, Viridiplantae, Streptophyta, Magnoliopsida, Fagales, Betulaceae. Gene Ontology annotation, biological process: defense response. The transcript is spliced from 3 exons. The record is from RefSeq and is a predicted model, not a curated record.
UAGAGCAGAUGAUUAUGAUUCUCCACCACUACUCCCUCACCCUCUCCUCACGUCCACUCUUUUUCAAAGAGAAAGAGAGUGAGACACAGAAAUAUAGAAGAAGAAAAAAAUAGUGGCACUCUGUGCAGUUAUAUGGGUGGUCGUCUUCUCCAUUCGUCUUCUCUCACCGCCAUCUACCACAGCAAAAAAAAGCCUUGUCUUGGCUUCUGCUCUUCUUCUUUCUCUGAAGCCGCCUUCACUCACCAACCAAUUAAUGCACCUCCACUCCAGGCCAUCACCGACAUUAAUUUAUUACUACUGUUUCUCCUCUGAACCACUUAUUUUUAUUGAAAAACACUGUCAUUAAUUCUUGAUUAACCAAAGGAGGGAAUCGUCAUGGAACUGUUCAGUUUAUACUGCCAUCUUUUUUAUACUACGUUCCUCAGCCUUAGUCUUCUCCUCAUUUCCAAAGGCGCUUCAGGAGCAACAUUCACAUUUGUGAACAAGUGCGAUUUCACAGUAUGGCCAGGAAUCUUGUCGGGGGCAGGCAGUCCAAAGCUAGAGAGCACCGGUUUCGCGCUCACAAAGGGCAGCUCUCGCACUUUCCAAGCCCCAACUGGCUGGUCCGGCCGCUUCUGGGGAAGAACCGGCUGCAACUUCGACGACUCCGGCAGUGGGUCUUGCGCCACCGGAGACUGUAGCUCCGGCACCAUCGAGUGCAACGGCGCCACAGCCACCCCACCAGCCACUCUAGCCGAGAUCACACUUGGCUCGGGCUCACAAGACUUCUACGAUGUGAGCCUGGUUGAUGGGUACAACUUGCCGAUGAUCGUCGAAGGGAGUGGCGAGUCGGGUACAUGCGAGUCGACCGGGUGCGUCACGGACCUGAACCGGCGGUGCCCGUCGGAGCUGAGAACCGACGAUGGCCGGGGUUGUAAGAGCGCGUGUGAGGCUUUUGGAAAGCCCGAGUACUGUUGCGUCGGGGCGUACGGUACAGCAUCGACAUGUAAGCCGUCGCAAUACUCUGAGCUGUUCAAGUCCGCUUGUCCCAAGUCGUAUAGCUAUGCUUACGAUGAUGCAACUAGCACCUUCACGUGUACCGGAGCUGAUUAUACCAUCACAUUUUGUCCUUCGUCUCCAAGUUUGAAAUCUUCAAGAGAUUCACCCCCUGAAAUAGUAGGAACAACAACAGAUGAGUCAGGAUUAGGGUCAGGAUCAGGAUCAGGAUCAGAAUCUGGUUCAGACUCAGCACUUCAGCAAGCUGAACUGGCCACUUCAUGGCUAGCCAAUUUGGCCUCUGGGGACUCAUCCAGAACUCACCCUUCUUUAGCUUUUUCAUCUACCUUGAUUUUGGCGAUCUCUCUCCUUCUCUCAUUCUUAUGCUUGUAGUUCUCUGCCUGCCAUGUGCUUUGUUCAAUUCUCAUCGGCAAUGCCAGUCGUUUAAUGAUAGAAAUUAGAAAGCAUCAUCGCCAACAUCAGUGAUUAUGGUUACUCUGCCACCCACUUUCCAAAGGAAUAGGAUUCUCAAUCUCCGUUUCAAAUAAAAUGACGAUCAAAAUUAUUCUUGAUU